This is a messenger RNA of Guyanagaster necrorhizus, 659 nucleotides long. RefSeq lists its product as uncharacterized. Gene Ontology annotation, biological process: protein phosphorylation. Lineage: Eukaryota; Fungi; Basidiomycota; Agaricomycetes; Agaricales; Physalacriaceae. The transcript has a single exon. The record is from RefSeq and is a predicted model, not a curated record. The annotation marks the transcript as partial. Gene Ontology annotation, molecular function: protein kinase activity; ATP binding.
CAGAUCCGUGAAUUCGAUAACCACCGCCACGUCUCUUGCCAUCCCAAUAUCGUUACAUUCCAUAAAGCCAUCUUCCACGACGAAUUUUUCUAUGUCGUGCUGGAUCUCUGCGAAGGAGGCGAUCUCUUUGACAGGAUUCUCCAGAAAUCCUUCUACCCGCGGGAUGACAGGUGCGAAACGUCUUUCUCCAGCUUAUCGACGCCGUCGUGUUCUGUCACGACAACAGUGUGUACCAUCGUAAUAUCGAGCCGGAGAAUAUUAUUUGUUCAGAGGAUGGUUCACGGAUUUACCUCACUGACUUUGGUGUGUCGACACAGAACAAGACCUCGACUUUCCAUGAGUGCGAGGGCAUGGAGUGCAUGAGUCCUCAUGCGUCUUUUUAUUCAUAUAUGCGCUCAUCCUGACUGCCUUUUACCAGAAUGUAUAGGGAAAGGGUUUGGUUACACGCUCGACAGAAGAUACUCUACUCGGACAAAUGAUGUCUGGUCUCUCGGUGUGGCGUUGACGACAGACUAUUCCUUCAACUCAAGGACGGAGAUCACCUAAGACGCUUCUUGCUAGGUAGAUCUGCGGCCCCUGUACCAUCCUCAAGAAGGUCUUCCGUCUGAAACCUCUCAGUCGUAUUUUCUUGACUGAUCUUCAACGUGAAAUUGCCGAAC